Purpureocillium takamizusanense is the source of this 2334-nucleotide messenger RNA. RefSeq lists its product as uncharacterized. NCBI's taxonomy places the organism in Eukaryota, Fungi, Ascomycota, Sordariomycetes, Hypocreales, Ophiocordycipitaceae. Gene Ontology annotation, biological process: phospholipid homeostasis. The record is from RefSeq and is a predicted model, not a curated record. The coding region runs from base 737 to 1996 and encodes 419 amino acids. The transcript has a single exon. Gene Ontology annotation, molecular function: aminoacyltransferase activity.
CCUGGAACCUGGCCGUGACCCCAUCGAGAGAUGCGUGGGAUUUGGUGGCAACUGCCCCCCGUAACUCGUGUUCAACGUUAUGAUGCGGCCGGCAUCAUGCGCGCGUCAUUGGUCCGUCCGCGCUCUCGCUCUCACCUUGCGUAAUGUGAGCAACGCAAGACUGCCUGCUGACGACGUCUUGAACUUUGUCCAGAUAGGAAUCCGAGGACAAUCCGACGCCCAUCAAGUCACUCACUCCCUAAACAGGCCAUAACCGAGCAGAAGGGUAGUACGUACUCCCACAGGAUGUGGCGCUAGCAUUAAACUUGACUGCACCUCCUCGUAUGUGAUAGCUUUCCAGAAUGUCGCGGGCACGCUAGGGCGUCCCGGGGACGAUCGUUGGAGUGACGUUUCAUGCGUGGCAGUGUCGCGCGCCUUUGCGCGUGCGAGAUUGGUACCAAGCUACGCAUGAAGCUCGCGCGAGGCGCAAGGUCGAUCUACUGAGCCUUCCUGUAUGAGUAGAUGCUCCAGCCUCAGCCUCGCUACCCGCGAGCCAAGCAGACGCUGGCUGUACAUGCUCCUCAGAUGCGCACCUCUCGGCUGCGGACCGGACAGAGUCCGGGGUCCUGAGUGCCAACGCACUGGUGAUAAAUAAAUAUGACCCUUUGCGGCCAGUUCGACCCCUGCUGAGACUCUCAUGUUGGUGGUUGAUUGGAUAUAGACGUUUUUUUUCCCCUACGAGUUCGUUCUGGAUAUCAUGACUGCGAUUCAUCGAACAGACGCCUCAGCACGUCGGCCCAGUGCAGGCUUGGACGGCUCAGCAUACGACAUUGUGCAGCGCAUGCUGCCUUGCCUCGAUACACACCUCAUGCACAGCUCACGCUUUUCUUCCUCCGACGACAGCAUUGUCACAGCGUCACAGGAGCUGUCGUGGGACGGUUCAUCCGGCCGAGCAGACUCCAGCGACGGCACACUCUUCGACGUGUCCGAGAACGACGAGUUCGACCGAGCGUACCAACAAUACAGCCAAACAGCACACAUGGGGGUGCUCGACCCAGAAUACCAGACCUUUACCAGCCGGAACGGCUACGGCGCCGUCGUGUACACAGUCAGGGACGGCACGUUGGUCGUGUCGGGGGAUCCACUCGCUGCGCCAGAGCACUUUGGGCCUUUGCUUGAUGAGCUUGCCCGGUUUCGCAAGAAGAAGCACCUCAAGAUCGCCUUCAUGGGAGUUAGCGAGACAUUCGCAAUGUACGCGCAGAAGCGACGCUGGAUCCCGUUGAAAGUCGGUCGAGAGCGCGUGCUCAAUCCCAUAACCAACAAGAUCCUCUCCAACCAAGGCGCAGGGAAGCGCAUGCUUGGUCAGAAUCGGCGACUACUCGAUCCAGAGCGUGGGGCCAUCAGUAUUGGCGUUUAUGCGCCGGGCAUCCACGGCGUUGACCAAGCCAUGGAAGUCGAAUUGCAAAUCAUCUACGACCAGUGGCGCGCGGAACGCAACUGCAAGAAGGAAAAGGACUUGCAAACGUUCGUCACCGUCUACGAUCUCUUCUGCCGACGAAACGUCACCUUCUUCCUGUACACGAGCGACCGCGACGGGCGCGUCAACGGCUUCGCCGCGCUGCGAAACGUCGGCGCGCGGUCGGGAUUCCACCUGGACCCCUGCAUCGCGUCGCCGACGGCACCACGCGGCAUCACGGACCUGCUCAUCGUCACGGCGAUGAGGCUGCUCCGCGAGGCGGGCGUGUCGUACAUGUGCCUCGGUCACGAGCCGUUGCUGGACCUGGGCGACAUGCCUAAUCAGGACGGCAUCAAGGCGCGGGUGGCUCGCGACAUGUUCCACCGCGUGGUGGACUCGGCGCAGCUCGGCGGGAAGCGGACAUACAACGACAAGUUUCAUCCUGACGAGUCGCAGUCGUCGGAGCUGUAUGUUGUCCUGCCGGGGGGGCCCUCGCUGCUGCGGCAGGCGGCAGCGGUGAUGCACGUGGCCAACAUCAGAAUCAGGCGGCUGUUGAGAUGAAGGGUGACAUGUAUAUAUGGGGAUAUAUCGGGUGCUUGUACGAUACGGGAAACAAGUGUGUAGUAUUAGCAUUACCUAUUGCUCAUCAUGCUCUUCAGCAUUGAUAGUUAGCUUGCCAGCGAAAUUAGAGUUUGUUGAUAUCCUACCCCCCGUCCCGGGAUCAUGGCCGCGCUGGUGGGGACGGAGGAGACGGGGGGCAGACGGGGGGCAUCCUGGGGUCUCCAGCUCUCAUCGUCCCCUGUGCCGCCAGCUUACUUACUUAUUACGCCUGCCUAAACCGAAUGAUGGAGACACGAUGACGACUAAUAUGCGUGGGCAAAGACAGGCUGGCGGUUACG